AUGUCAACAGAAAUAAGCCAGUCGCGGGACUACCCCUCCAUACCUCCAGCUCCUGCGCAAAACGAGAAGAUCGCAGAGACUGCCAGUAUCGUAGGAUACGAUAUCAGUUCCUCCUGUCCCCGAGAAGCAUCGGAUGAUGACCUGGCAAGACUACGCCAUGUAGCUGAUGCGAUUCCCAAGGUCGUAUGGCUUGUAGCCUUCACGGGAGCUGCGCAGCGUCUUGCCUACUACGGGACGACGGUCCCAUGGCAAAACUAUCUCCAGAACCCGCCAGGCCAUCCCCUAUCUCCUGGUGCGCUCGGCCUUGGUCAAUCUACGGCAACCAUCAUCAAUAACGCGUUCCUAUUUCUUGGUUAUCUAUCGCCACUGCCUUUCGCUAUCAUCUCUGAUUCUUGGCUUGGGCGAUAUAAAACGUUACUUCUCAGUUUGAUCAUCUUCUUAGUGGGACAAGUCGUGUUAUUCGUCACAUCUUUACCGUUUGCAGUUUCGGAUAAAGAGACAGCUCUGGCUGGUUUUAUCGUCGCCAUGAUCUUUAUGGGUCUCGGGCAGGGAGGUACCACGGCCGUUGUAUUCCCCUUUAUAUGCGACCAGAUUCCUGAGAAGCCCCCACAGGUUAUUCGCAAUCACAGGGGAGAAGAGGUUGUUACUGACGCUAACCUCACAAUUCAACAUGUAUUCACUCUCUUCUUUUGGACGAUCAAUAUCGCGUCCUUGAUUACACUUGCUACAACAACUUUGGAAAAGAGCGUUGGUUUCUGGGCUGCUUACCUGCUACCCUUGUGUGGCUUGAUUGUAUCCAUGGUACCAUUCCUGCUAUUGAAUGGCCGACUGACCAAACGACCCCCCGACGGCAACGUAUUGCCCCACGCAGCCAGAGUCCUGGUCCUUGCAACCAGAUCUGGCUUCCGUCUCACCGCAGCCGACCCGUCGCACCAGGUGCUGCUGCAUAACGACGGAUCGUUUCCAUGGACAUCCGUCUUUGUGCAGGAGAUACGCCGCGUCCUCCGAGCCGGCCGAGUCGUCCUCUUCUUCGUCGUAUUCUACCUCUGCUUCAACCAAACGACCACCAACAUCAUAUCGCAGGCGAACCAGAUGCAGAUAACGGGAGUCUCCAACGAUACGCUGCAGUCCAUGGACCCGAUCUUCUACAUCAUCCUCAACCCCCUGAUCCAAAACGUCAUCUUCCCGCUCCUCUCCCGUCGCGGCAUAUCCAUGGGACCGAUCGCGAGAAUGUCGGCUGCCUUCCUGUUCUUGGCGGUGGGAACAGCCUAUACGGCCGGCGUCCAGAAAGUCAUAUACAGCCGCGGUCCGUGCUACACGGCGCCGCUAGCCUGCGACGCCGGCAUUGUUGCAACGUUCGAUGACGCGACACAAUACCGCCCCAACGAGAUCAGUGCCUGGAUCCAGAUCCCGUUCCACUUCCUCUGUGCCACCAGCCAGAUCUUCGGCUUCGUCGCACUGAACGAAUUCGCGUACACGGAGGCCCCCACUAACAUGAAAGCUGUGGUGAAGGCCCUCGAGCAACUGACUGCCGCUCUGGGAGCCGUGCUAGGCAUUGCUCUUGGCCCGGUUUCCAAAGACCCGUGGCUCGUUAUUGUGUACGCCGUUCUAUCGGCGGCGACGGCUGCUACCGGGGUCGCGUUGUACGCGACGUUCCGAGCAUACGAUGAUUCGUGGUACACGAAGGAUGCUGUUGGGAGCAUGGAAGAACGUUCUCGGGCCGAGAAUGCAUCGGAAAUUAGAUAA
Hypoxylon fragiforme is the source of this 1746-nucleotide messenger RNA. Its product is annotated as oligopeptide transporter. The record is from RefSeq and is a predicted model, not a curated record. Gene Ontology annotation, cellular component: fungal-type vacuole; plasma membrane. The transcript is spliced from 6 exons. NCBI's taxonomy places the organism in Eukaryota, Fungi, Ascomycota, Sordariomycetes, Xylariales, Hypoxylaceae. Gene Ontology annotation, molecular function: dipeptide transmembrane transporter activity; tripeptide transmembrane transporter activity. Bases 1 to 1746 code for a protein of 581 amino acids. Gene Ontology annotation, biological process: transmembrane transport.